Molecule: messenger RNA, 816 nt
Organism: Mobula hypostoma (lesser devil ray)
Lineage: Eukaryota; Metazoa; Chordata; Chondrichthyes; Myliobatiformes; Myliobatidae
Gene: erg28
Product: ergosterol biosynthesis 28 homolog
Exons: 5
Coding region: 67-585 (172 amino acids)
Cellular component (GO): membrane; endoplasmic reticulum
Molecular function (GO): protein-macromolecule adaptor activity
Source: RefSeq, a predicted model, not a curated record
UGCAGGAGCUGGGAUGCACCGGUGGGGCGGGAGGCAGCUCGCUUGCUGUCCGAUUCCUCACCGUGGAUGGAGGGACAGGCGGGACAUUCUAUUUUGACGCAGUGCCCUCUGGUUCUAAACUCUCCCGCUAUAGGAAACAUCCUCUCAACCAGGAUGAGCCGAUUCCUCAAUGUUCUCCGCAGCUGGCUGGUGAUGGUCGCUGUCAUUGCUGCUGGCAAUACGAUUCAGAGCUUCAGGGAUCACAGCUUCUUGUCGGAGAAACUCUACACGGGAAAACCGGCGCUCGUGAACGAUCUGCAGGCAAGAACGUUUGGGAUCUGGACUCUGCUCUCCUCCAUCAUCCGGUGCACUUGUGCAGUGGACAUUCAAAACCGAACAUUGUAUCACAUCACUCUCUGGACUUUCAUUCUGGCUCUCAUUCACUUCUUAUCCGAGUCGUUCGUUUAUCAAACGGCACCCAUAACCAUCGGUGUAAUGGCUCCUCUCUUGGUGGCUGGCUUCUCCAUCCUGGGAAUGCUGGUGGGUUUUCAGUACAUCGAGGAUUCCCAGGAAGUGACUUCAGUUCCAGCAAAGAAGAGAAUCUGAGAUGACCGAUGAGAAUGGUGGUUUGGGGCAGACUGAGCCAGGAGACAGCUGUACACGAGCAAUUGACCUGUGCACCCUCUCCACCACAGCAGUUAGUAGUGAAUGUAUUUUUGAAGUAGUUGAUGGACAGAAAGCACCUUAAGGGUGCCUCAGGGUGAUGAAGAAUGUUCACAUGGGUGUUCUCUUUCUAUCAGUAAAUUCUGGUGCUGGAAACACUUCCUUGCAGUGGUU